Molecule: messenger RNA, 998 nt
Organism: Cutaneotrichosporon oleaginosum
Lineage: Eukaryota; Fungi; Basidiomycota; Tremellomycetes; Trichosporonales; Trichosporonaceae
Cellular component (GO): mitochondrion
Molecular function (GO): carboxylic ester hydrolase activity
Source: RefSeq, a predicted model, not a curated record
AUGUCUCUCCGCGCCAGCACUCGCCCUCUCUCUGCAUCGCUCAAGGCCUCGGCGGUCCGCGCCUUCUCGCGCCCGGCCUCGGUGGAGCUUGUGUACGACCUCUUUGAGCCCAAGGAGGUCAAGCACGCCGACCAGAGCCUUGUGCUGUGCCACGGCCUUUUUGGCUCGAAGCAGAACUGGCGCUCGCUGGCUAAGGGCUUUGCCCAGCGUCUCGGGAUGCCGGUCUACGCGCUUGACAUGCGCAACCACGGCAUGUCGCCCGCUGCCACACCUCACGGGUACGCCGACAUGGCCGCCGACAUCGCUGCUUUUGCCGAGAAGGCUGGCAUCAAGAGCGGAAUGAACCUCCUCGGCCACAGCAUGGGUGGCAAGGCCGUGCAGGCGUACGCGCUUAACAAGGAGCUCAACGGCAACCUCCGCUCGCUCAUCGCGAUCGACAUGUCGCCUGCCACUGGCAAGGUGGCGCCGAUCUUUGCGGAGUACAUCAGCGCCAUGCGCGAGGUUGAGGCCGCGAAGGUUUCGAGCCGCGCCGACGCCGACAAAAUCAUGGAGAAGGUUGAGCCGGACGCUGCCACGCGCCAGUUCCUUCUUACCAACGUGAAGAACGUGGAUGACGGCAACGGCAAGAGCUACCUUGCCUUCCGCGUGCCGCUCGACAUCAUGGCUAAGGAGAUCCCCGAGAUCGGCGGCUUCCCUUACUCCCCUCCUCCUCCCGUCAGCGAGACCUCGCCCCAGUGGGAUGGCCCUACGCUCUUCAUCAAGGGCAAGAAGAGCCCGUACAUCAACCGCAAGAACAUCCCCAUUUGCGAGGCCUACUUCCCCAACAUGCAGCUCGUGUCGAUCGACGCUGGGCACUGGGUCCACGCUGACCAGCCCGGGGAGACCACCGAGGCUGUCGCCAAGUUCAUCGCCGGUGAGCGCGUUGACAACCGCGAGUAGAGACUGCGAGUAGAAACGACGGGUAGAAUAGAAGUAGAUAUGCACGGGUUUCUGAGCAG